This is a messenger RNA of Oreochromis aureus, 13440 nucleotides long. RefSeq names its product heparan sulfate proteoglycan 2 (gene hspg2). Bases 342 to 10997 code for a protein of 3551 amino acids. The record is from RefSeq and is a predicted model, not a curated record. The transcript has 83 exons. Gene Ontology annotation, molecular function: protein binding; calcium ion binding. Lineage: Eukaryota; Metazoa; Chordata; Actinopteri; Cichliformes; Cichlidae.
CGCACUCUCCGCACAGGACUUCCCAUUGACUUUGCAAGACUGCAUUCAACCCACCACAAGUCCCAAGUUUCGGAGUGCACGGGAGAAGAAGCCCCGUAGUGUCGAUCUUUUUUAUUUGCGUAAUCUUUUAGAAAAGAAAAAGAGAAAAAAACACGAGAAGGGAUCCGUUUUACCUGUUGAUGAAGUCCCACCGGGCGUGGGACGCAGAGGAGCAGUCGGGUUUCUACCCAGAGAAGAAAAGUCUGAACUAGGUGCACCGUUCCAGUGGCCAGGAGGCGUGAAGGACCCUCGUAUUCCCCCCUUUCCCCCAGCAUUUACAGCCUGUGCUGGGUCGGUGGAAAAUGGGCACUCUGACCACUUCGAUCUGUGGACUUAUCCUCUCUUUCAUACUCACAUCGCAGCUUUUUACUGUGACACAGGCCUCCAAGGUAUGGGGAGAGGUUCCUCUGCCAGAAGAUUUGGAGGCAGAAAAAACUAUCCUGGGAUCUCAGAGUUUACUGGACGAUGAUGAGGACUUUGCAGCUGAUGAAGCGUCAGGAGACCAGCCCAGUGGAGAGGACUAUGGAAGCACACCGUGGCCUGAUAGCACAAUUUAUUACAGAGCUUCUGUCAACUUCACCUCCCUGGUUUACGGUCCUGAAUACGAAGAAAUCUUCUCUCGUGAAUUUGUCGAGCUUUCUGAAGCAGUGGUGGACACGCUCGAGUCAGAGUACAACAAGAUUCCAGGUGUCCAGACAGUCAGUGUGAUCCUUGUUAAAAAGGAGAUAAGAGAGGAUGGCGUUGAUGUAUUUGUGGAAAUAGAUGUGGGCUCUGAAGACAACACCAAUGAGGAACAGAUCCGCAGCGUGCUGUACAACGUGGUGAAGGAAGGAGCAAUUGCUUCCUACAGCACAUCAGUCCAGGGCUUCCAGUUCAGACGACUUGGAGUAGUAACCCCCAGUGUGAGACCCUGCAUGCCAGAUGAGCACAGGUGUGGUGAUGGGACAUGUAUCCUAAUGGAAUACCUGUGUGACAACCGACAAGACUGCAGAGACAUGAGUGAUGAGGUCAAUUGUGGGCCGAUUAUUCCGAUCAUCACAACCCCUGCCACCACAGUCGAUACAACCCAGAAGGUAGUAGGUCCCCCCGGCCCACCUGGACCCUGCAGAGUGGAUCAGGCUACAUGUCAGACUGGAGAGUGUAUACCUCGUGACUAUAUCUGUGACGGUCAGCGGGACUGCCCAGAUGGAAGCGACGAGUUUAGAUGUGGUACUCCAUCUCCCUGUGAACCCAAUGAGUUCAAGUGUAAAAACGGUCGCUGUGCACUCAAACUUUGGCGCUGCGAUGGAGACAAUGACUGUGAGGAUAACUCAGAUGAAACCGACUGUCCCUCCAAGGGCCCUGAUGACAGGUGUGCUCCUGAGCAGUUUGAAUGCCUGAGUGAUAACAAAUGUAUCCCAGCUAGUUACCAAUGUGAUGAAGAGCCAGACUGUGAAGACCGCUCCGAUGAGUAUGGCUGCACCCCUCCUGCUGUAACAAGCCCCCCAGAAGAGUCAGUUCAGGUUGCACGGGGAGCCACAGUAACAUUCACCUGUCAAGCUGUUGGAGUGCCAACACCCAUUAUCACCUGGAGACUCAACUGGGGACACAUUCCUACCAGCAACAGGAUUACCGUGACCAGUGAUAAUGGCCGUGGGACCCUCAUUAUUCGUGAUGUGAAGGAGUCAGAUCAGGGGGCGUACACAUGCGAGGCCAUUAAUGCUAAAGGCUUGGUGUUUGGCAUCCCAGAUGGAGUGUUAACUCUUAUUUCAAAUCCAAACCCAGGCAACUGUCCUGAUGGUCACUUUAGCGUGAAUGGCCGCUGUUUGUCCUGCUUCUGCGCUGGAAUCUCUAAAAAUUGCAAGAGCACUGGACGUUAUCGCAACCAUAUCAGUCUGCGUUUCACAGAGGAGGAAAACUUCAAAGGAGUGAAUGUUACCUACCCAUCGAGGCCUGGUACUCCUCCUCUUUCCUCCACUCAGCUCCUUAUUAACCCGGAGAUGGAAGAGUUCCAGCUUGUCGACCUCUCACGUCGUUUCCUUAACCUCGACUCCUUCUGGACCUUGCCUCGCCAGUUCCUGGGCAAUAAAAUCGAUUCCUAUGGAGGAUCAUUGAAGUUCAAGGUGCGGUACACACUAGCACGCGGAUUGUCCGAGUCUGUAGAGAAGCCAGAUGUGAUGCUGGUUGGAAAUGGGCGCAGGCUUGUGUACCGCAGAGGCAAUGGCACCCCUCCCAAUGUGGUCAACCAAAAGGAGAUUAGAUUCACUGAAGACAACUGGCAGCACACCAGUGGUCGUUUUGUGACCCGAGACGAGCUGAUGAUGACCUUGGCCAACCUGGAAAGCAUCAGCAUCCGCACCAACUAUGAUAACCACAUGGUCAGUGUGGCACUCAGUGACAUUGUCAUGGAUACCACGACUGUGGAGUUCAGCGUUUUGGGUCAUGCUAAGGACGUUGAAGAAUGCAGAUGUCCUCCUGGAUACACAGGCCUGUCUUGUGAGAUGUGCUCUGCUGGUUUCGAGCGUGUUCCCGGUGGCUUGUAUCUGGGAACCUGUGCUGGUUGUAAUUGUAAUGGACAUGCUACUGCCUGUGAUCCGAUCAGCGGACAAUGUCUGAGCUGCCAGCACAACACAGAGGGCCCUCAGUGCGACAAGUGUCGUCCUGGCUACUUUGGCGACCCAAGCCGAGGCCGCCCUGAUGAAUGCAAGCCCUGCCCUUGCCCAUACACUGAGACAUCACGACGGUUCUCUGACACCUGCUUCCUGAACAUUGACCAACAGCCAACAUGUGACGCAUGCAGGCCCGGCUAUACAGGAAGACGCUGUGAAAAGUGUGCUCCUGGUUAUCAGGGUAACCCUCUUCUGCCUAAUGGAAAAUGUGUUCCUGUCUCAAACCCAUCUACCAAGUGUGAUGAGAGAGGAAUUGUCAGCUCCAGCAGCGGGCCAUGCAGCUGUAAGAACAAUGUGGCAGGCGCUCUGUGUGACGAGUGCAAGCCUGGGUUCUUCCACCUAUCAGGGUCCAACGCUGAAGGCUGUCUACAGUGUUUCUGUAUGGGCGUCACCAAACAGUGUUCCAGCUCCACUUGGAAUAGAGAACAGGUGCGAGGCGGCGUAAACGGGCAGCUCUUCUCCCUCUCCAAUAGUGCCAACACUAAUACUAUAACUGAAGGCAUCUCACAGAGGGGCUCCUCUGGAGUUGUCUACCGUUUCUUCUCGAGUCUCCCUAAUGACAUCUACUACUGGGUCCUGCCUCAGAACUUCAGGGGAGAUAAGGUGACAGCUUAUGGCGGAGAGCUUCGCUACACAGUGAGCUUUGAACCAUUUCAGCGCUCUCGUGUGAUUGAUGGUCAGCCAGAUGUGGUUCUCCAAGGCAAUGGAAUCUUCCUGGAACACUACGCUCAAACCAGACCGCUCCCACGUUUCCCACAAAUUGUCACCGUGACCUUCCGAGAGUCUGAAUGGCGUCGUGCUGACGGACAGCCGUGUACUCGUGAGCACCUACUGAUGGCGCUGGCAGACGUUGCUGUCUUCAUGAUCAGGGCCAGCUAUGCUGACAAUUUGGCUGAGAGCAGUAUCUCAGAUAUCCAGAUGGACAUUGCUGUCCCUCACUCAACUGGGUAUGAACGUGCUCUGGAGGUGGAAGAGUGCGCCUGCCCUCAAGGAUACAGAGGACCGUCUUGCCAGGAAUGUGACGAAGGGUACACACGGACUACCUCUGGGCUUUACCUGGGCACUUGUGAGAGGUGUGAUUGCAAUGGUCACGCCAGCAGCUGUGACCCGGAGACCGGCAGGUGUCUGCAAUGUCUCCAUAACACUGCUGGCUCAAGAUGUGAGCGCUGUCAAAAUGGUUUCUAUGGAGACCCUGUCACGGGUGGUGCUCAGGCCUGUAAGCCCUGCCCCUGCCCUGGAAUCUCUUCUAAUAACCAAUUCUCUACGACCUGCUAUCUGGAUUCUGACGGCCAGCCGACCUGUGACAACUGUCCUCUUGGAUUCACUGGCCGACGCUGUGAAAGAUGUGCUCCAGGAUACACUGGUAAUCCACUGCUUGGACAGAGCUGUAAAGUUGGAAAUGGACCUGAUGAGUGCUAUAACUGUGACCAAAGAGGGCGUGAAAGCUGCAAUAGCGGUGUGUGCAACUGCAAGAUGAACGUUGAAGGCCAGUAUUGCUCCACCUGCAAGACUGGGGCCUUCCAUCUGAGCCAAGAAAACAAAGAUGGCUGCCUGUCCUGCUUCUGUAUGGGUGUCACUCAGCAGUGCUCCAGCUCAACCUACUACAGAGAUCUGGUGUCCUCAGUCUUUUCUCCAGGGAACUUCCAGGGAUUCGCUCUGGUCAACCGUCAGCGCACCAGUCGCAUUUCCACUGGUUUCACUGUAGAGAUUUCCACUGAAGGCACUCAGCUGUCCUACAGUAACUUUGACUACCUGGGACAGGAGCCUCACUACUGGCAGCUUCCAGGAGUUUACCAGGGUGAUAAGGUGGGGUCCUAUGGUGGAAAACUUAAAUACACCAUUUCCUAUGUGGCUGGUCCAAGAGGGACACUCCUUGACGAUGCUGACAUUCAGAUUAUUGGUAAUGACAUCACCUUGGUAGCCCGUCAGCCUUGGCAGCGGAGGCAACAGGGCAGAGAGAUGAAUACAUUUGAGAUCGUCUUCAGAGAGGAAAAUUGGCGUCGACCUGAUGGCAUGAUUGCCACUAGAGAGCACCUGAUGAUGGUUCUGGCUGAUCUCGAUGACAUCCUGAUUCGAGCAUCCUACUCCACAGAGAUGCGCUCCUCCAGCAUCUCUGACAUCAGCAUGGAGGUUGCUGUGCCCAACUACAGCGGCUUGGCACAGGCCCUCGAGGUGGAGCAGUGCCGAUGCCCACCUGGAUACCAGGGACUCUCCUGCCAGGACUGUGCUCCUGGCUAUACCCGCACUGGUGGUGGCUUGUACCUGGGUCACUGUGAGCUCUGUGAAUGCAAUGGUCACUCUGACUCCUGUCACCCGGAGACCGGCAUCUGUUCAAGCUGCCUACAUAACACUCAGGGUGAGCUCUGUGAGCAGUGUGCUCCUGGUUUCUUUGGUGACCCCACUGUUGGCACUCCAGAAGACUGCCAGCCAUGUGCCUGCCCUCACACUGACCCGGACAACCAGUUCUCCCCUACCUGUGAGAGCCUUGGAAACGGAGGUUACCAGUGUACUGCCUGUCAGCCUGGCUACACUGGCCAGUACUGUGAACGUUGUGCUCCUGGAUAUGUUGGAAACCCACAGGCAAGAGAGAAGUGUCGUCCAAAUGAUGUUGCAGCCCCACUCGUAGUCAGAAUUUAUCCAGAGAGAGUCCUAGUGCCACAGGGAAACCCUGUCACUCUGCGGUGUCAGGUGUCUGGAUCACCUCCACACUAUUUCUUCUGGUCGAGAGAAGAUGGACAGCCAAUCUCCAGCAGUGCUGACAGACGUAGACAAGGAGCAGAACUGUACUUCACCAGCGUCCAGCCGAGGGAUGCCGGUGUCUACAUCUGCACCUGCCAAGACCAGCGCGGCACUAACAGGAGCCACGCUGAAAUUGUUGUCACAAGUGUCCCUUCCAAACCUAUCGAGGUAAUCGUUGAAGAGCCCAAAUCCCAGACUAUAAGGGUCGGGUCUACUGUCCAGUUCAUCUGUACUGCACAGAGCAAGUCACCAGCCUACACCCUGGUCUGGACUCGAAGCGGCAAUGGGAAACUUCCCAACCGUGCCAUGGACUUCAACGGCAUCCUAACAAUUCAGAAUGUCCAGCCUGAAGAUGCAGGUGUCUACAUUUGCACAGGUUCCAACAUGUUUGGCAUGGACGAGGGCAGAGCCAUCCUCUACGUGCCAGAGGCCUCACAGACUCAGAUGUUUUACACAUCCUAUGAAAUGUUUGAAGGACGCAGACAUACUGCAGAGGGGGCCCGGCCUCUGGCCACUGUAACUCCCUCAGUGCUGAACGUCUAUCAAGGCCAGAGGGCAGAGUUCCACUGCACAGUAACUGGAAACCCAACCCCUGCCAUCGAAUGGAUUGGAGGUCCAGGUAACCGAAUGAGUCCGAGAGCAGUGAUUCGAGGUGGCAUACUGACCUUCACGUCAGUGGACUCAGCUGAUGAGGGAGACUACACCUGCAAGGCCCUAAACACGCAUGGCGAGCACACAGCGCGGGUUUCUCUCCUUGUCCAAAACUCUAACCCUAGCGGUCUAGGCACCCUACCUCAAGUCCAAGUCAGUCCUCAAAAUACUGAAGUCCAAGAAGGUGACACGUUGAGGUUGUACUGCAGAGCAUCGGGAUCACCCACCCCGAAGCUCACCUGGCUGAAAAAUGGAGGACAAAUCCCCCCUCAGGCUAUUCCCUCUCACGGUUUCCAUCAGUUUAAAAGCAACAGUCUCGAUGUGUUACAGAGACGUAUUGAGGAGCUGCAGGCUCGUAAUGACCGCACCGACAUCGGUACUCUGUUCAUCCCUAAUAUCAAAGUGGCCGACUCCGGUACUUAUAUGUGUGUCGGCAGCAACAGCGUUGGCUCAAAUAGUGCUCCCAUUAAAGUCAGCGUGCACAAAGCUGAUCAUAGCUAUAAUGUGGUGAGCAUCCAACCAUCCAUAGCUGAUGUCCAAGUAGGCCAGAAUCUGGAGCUCAAUUGUUUUGCGCCAGGAAAUCCUCCUCCCCCUGUCAUCUGGACCAAAGCUAGUGGACACCUCUCUGCCAAUCACCAGGUUGUGGGCAGUCAGCUACGAAUCCUGUCAGCUACCGCAGACGACUCAGGAGAGUAUAUCUGUCGCGUACAAGGAAACCCCGGCGGCUCUGGAUCUCAUGUCCAUCAGGCCUCUGUCUCUGUGUCUGUUACUUCGUCUUCUUCACGCCAGCAGAGCCCAAUCAUUGCCAUUGAACCCCACAGCGCUGCGGUGCGUGUAGGGGAGUCAGCCAGCUUCAAAUGCAAUGUGUACAGUGGAGCCCAGCCUGUUAGACUGGAGUGGAAACUGGCCAGUAACAAGCCACUGCCAGACAAUGUCAAAGUUAGCUCUGAUGGUUCUGUUAUUACCAUUACCAAUGCACGCACCAUCAACCAUGGUGCCUAUCGCUGUGUGGCAAGCAACCCAUUCGGCAUCACGCACACCAUAGUGUCUUUGAUUGUUAAGGAGGCUCCUGUGGCCACGGUAACCCCUGUCGGGCCUGUGCAGAUUAGGGUGGGUGAGCCCAUUAACCUUGAAUGCCAAGCUUCAGGAGAGCCCCGCCCCUCGGUUUCAUGGCACAGGCUUGACAACAACCGCAAGGUAAUACUGAGCAGUCCUGUGCCCAUGGAGUCCAACGCAGUCAUGCAGAUACUAGCAGCACGUCCAGAAGACAGUGGCACAUAUGUGUGUGCAGCUCGAAACAAUGAAGGUACUACUGAGACCAGGGUGGAAGUAGUUGUCGAGGGAGGAUCCCAGUUGCCUACAGUGCCCAGGGCCUUUGUUCCUGAACCGCUUAUGAUUGUAGUGGAGGGUCAGACUGCAACACUGCGCUGUGAGGCCCACGGCUUCCCUGCCCCAGAAAUCAAGUGGACCAAGCUGCGGUCCCCUCUGCCUUGGGGGAACAGGAUUGUGAACAACAGCUUGGUGUUGCAAAACGUUGGCAGACAAGACUCUGGAGAAUACAUUUGCAGUGCCACCAACAACAUGGGAACCACUGAAGUUACCAUUACGUUAGAUGUAGAGACUCCUCCAUAUGCCACCUCUGUGCCUAAUGAUGUGGCUGUGCGGGUUGGGGAGGUGAUCAGGUUGCAAUGCCUGGCCCAUGGAACUCCUCCUUUGACCUAUACUUGGACCAAGCUGGAUGGAAACCUCUCGCCAAGGGCUGAGGUUAGGGAAGGGGACCUCCAGAUAAACCUAGCUACCUCUGAGGAUGCUGGAAACUACAAGUGUGUGGCCAGCAACAAAGUGGGCAACAGUGAAGUGAUUGCAAAAGUCACAGUCAGAUCUCCGUUGGCAGUGCGUGUAGCACCACAGGUUGAAGUAAAAGCCCAGGGCAGUGCUGUGGAGUUCACCUGUUCAGCAGCAGGUGGUGUAGAAACCAAGAUUGAGUGGCUAAAGGAAGGAGAAGCCCUGCCACCAAACAGCCACAUCAAGGAUGGAGUGCUCAGGAUUGAAAACCUAGAGCAAAGCAAUGAAGGUGUUUAUAUCUGCCGAGCCAGCAGCGUGUAUGGUCAAGCACAGGACUCUGCUCGUUUGACAAUCCAAGCCUUGCCAAAGGUCAUGAUCAAUGUGCGUACCUCAGUGCAGACAGUUAUGAUUGGGAACUCUGUGGAGUUUGAAUGCCAGGCUGUUGGUGACCCAGAGCCCACAGUAAAGUGGAGCAAAGUCGGUGGGUCUCUGCCACCUCACAUUGUAGUGAAGGGUGGCAUGCUGAAGAUUGAACAGGUGACAGAGGCCGAUGCUGGACAGUACCGCUGCACAGCCACCAAUGAUGUGGGCUCAGUACAGUCUCAAGUGGUCCUGAAUGUCCAGUCCCUUCCUCAAAUUGCUGCUCUGCCAAAAACGAAGGAGGUUGCGGUCGGGUCAGAUGCAGUCUUGCCUUGUGUGGCCUCAGGAUAUCCCGUUCCUGAUAUCAAAUGGUCUAAGCUUGAUAGGGAGCUUCCUGCUAAGUGUUUCCAAGAAGCCAACGUGCUGACAGUUCCUCGGGUCACCCAUGAGGAUUCUGGCACAUAUGUCUGUACAGCCUCAAACAAGCAGGGCAAAGUGGAGUCCUUUACUACACUUGAAGUCCAUGAGAGAGUGAUGCCAUAUUUUGCCCAGGAACCCUUGUCGUACCUCACCCUGCCAACAAUCAAAAAUGCUUAUAAAGCUUUCAAUAUUAAGGUCAACUUUAGACCUGAUAACGUUGAUGGUCUCAUAUUGUACGCUGGUAUGAUUCUCUACAAUGGCCAAAGAAGGACUACAGGAGCUGACUUUAUCUCUCUGGGGCUUGUGGGUGGCCGCUUGGAAUUCCGGUUUGAUGUGGGCUCUGGCAUGGCCACCAUACGUGACCCGCACCCUAUUAAACUGGGAGAGUUUCACACAGUUGAGCUGCAUCGCAACCUCACCCAAGGAUAUAUUAUUGUAGAUGGAGGAGAGCCCAUCAAUGGCAGCUCACAGGGCAAGUUCCAGGGUCUGGAUCUCAAUGAGGAGCUGUAUGUGGGUGGUUAUCCCAACUACACACUCCUCGCCAAAACUGCUGGAAUUAAGACUGGUUUUGUGGGCUGUAUUCGUCAGCUAUUCAUCCAGGGUGAGGAAAUCAUCUUUAAAGACCUUGACCGCAGCUCUACUGGUGUGACAAACUGUCCUACCUGCGAAGAUAAACCAUGCCAGAAUGGCGGGAUGUGUGAGGAUUCAGAGGCUAGUUUGUAUAAGUGCAGCUGUCCCAGAGGAUUUACAGGCAGCAACUGUCAGCACCACUCUUCUCUCCACUGUCACUCGGAGGCCUGUGGACCAGAUGCUACUUGCAUCAACCGCCCGAAUGGCCUUGGCUACGACUGCCGCUGCCAUCUUGGCAAAUUUGGGGAUAAAUGCAUGGAUGGGGAACUGGUUACCACGCCACUGUUUGAUGGUGUGGAGUCAUACAUCGCCUAUCCUCCUCUGACCAACAUCCAUGAUGACCUGCGUGUUGAGCUGGAGUUCAAGCCAGUGCAGAGAGAUGGCCUGAUGUUCUUCUGUGGUGGGAAAAAAAUGAAGGUGGAGGAUUUCGUCGCCAUUUCCAUGGUGAAGGGACAUGUAGAGUUUAGAUAUGAACUGGGCACAGGCCAGGCGAUACUUGUCAGUCCUGAGCCAGUCUCUCUGGGGCAGUGGCACAGAGUUGUGGCUGAGCGGAACAUGAGGGAUGGCCACCUGAGGGUCGACCAAGGUCCAGUGGAGAGAAAGACAUCUCCAGGCAAAGCCCAGGGCCUCAAUAUCCAAACCCUCAUGUACAUAGGAGGAGUGCCCAACAUGGACAUCCUCCCUAAGCCUGCUAAUGUCAGCGACAUGUUUGAGGGCUGCAUAGGAGAGGUUUCCAUCAACAACAAGAAGGUGGAUUUGUCCUACAGCUUCACAGAGAGCAGAUCUAUCAGUAAAUGUGUGGACAGCAGCCCAUGUGACCGGCGGCCCUGUCUGAAUGGUGGUCACUGCAUGUCUAGUGCUGAGUAUGAGUACCAGUGCCUCUGUAAGGAUGGAUUUGAAGGUGAACGGUGCGAGAUAGUGAAGGACGCAUGCUAUAGCAAUCUUCAUUGCCAGAAUGGAGGCAUCUGCAUCAACAGCCAGUGCGUGUGUACACCUGGGUACACAGGUCUCAACUGUGAGGAAGUAUUAUCAGGCCAGGUCGUCAGCUUCCCAGAGGCCCUGAGGAAUUUGGAGUCUAGCGAGGCGAAUGAUUCACCCUAUCAGUAUGCAGCUCAUUUCAACAAUAAUGGAUACAUUGAACUUCCUAAAUCCAUUUUCCCAAGAAGUGCCCACGAUUCACCAGAAACAAUUGAAAUGGAGAUCAACACCAGCUCCUCUGACGGCCUGAUCCUAUGGCAGGGAGUGGAGACCAAUGGUGCACGCAUUUUGCGAAAGGUGCAUGUUAUUAAAAAGGAACCUGGAGAACAUGGCAAACGCAAGGACUUUAUUAGCCUCGGCCUACAGAAUGGACACCUUGUUUUCAGUUACCAACUGGGAAGUGGAGAGGCACAAAUCUUAUCCGAAAGGUCAAUCAAUGACGGCAGAUGGCAUAAGAUCACAGCAGUCAGAACUGGAAAAGUUGGCUAUAUCCAGAUUGAUGGAGGAGCCAAGAAAGCUGGAGAAUCUAAAGGCAAAAGCCUCAUGGUCAACACCAAAGGCAGUAUAUAUCUUGGUGGAGCCCCAGAUAUGACUGCCAUGACAGGAGGGAAGUUUUCAUCAGGAAUGAAGGGCUGUGUGAGGAACCUGACACUGAUGAAUGCUCGGCCCGGACAGCAGCCAGCCCAGGCCAUUGACCUGCAAGCCCACGCGGCCCAUGGCAUCAACGUGCAGCCAUGCUCUUCGUAGACUGCUGCACACACGUACACAAACACACAUAGAGACUUUGGAGUGACAUCAUACACACACACACACAGCAGACUUACACAAAAAGACUUACACAAAUAGAGCCUGACACAUACUUGGUGCUUUGCUGCUACCAAAAAAAAAAAGAUUACACAACAAGAUGCAUUUCUCUGUGUGCAGUAAAACCAAAAAAAGACAGAAAAAUUCAGACAAUAUUAACAAGUCUUCUCUUCCUCGGUGUUGUAUUCUUAAUGAAGGACUAUUAACACAGGAAAACCAGUACAGUUUACAUACUUCCAGCAGUAGAAUUAGCCAUGAGAAAAGUAAAACAUAUUAGGCCUUCUACGAUGGGUCAGAUCCUAAGGAGGUGGAGAUGUUUUUACAGCACUGAAUUUUUAUUUAUAUACAUAUGAUUAUAUAUAUUAUAUUUGUGGGGGAAAACAUGCAAACUAACCAUAACUGGUCUUCAUCUUUCCUAAAAAUUUGUUCUGGGUUCUAAUACUCUGUGUCCUGGGCUUUUUAAAGGCCUAACCAUAUUAAUACCUGAAGACUUUUAGGCCUUCUUUCUUCACUUCUGUAGAGGAACCUUUUCAUUGCGAGCAUGCUUACAGUCUUUUCUAAAGCGUUGGGAGAGGAGUGCACAUGGUCACAGUCACUUGCAGCUUCAGCACACAACUCAGGACGUCAAAUACAAAUGAUUAAAAGCUAAGGUUAUAAGUACCGCUGCUUCAGCUUGGCUUAUUGUUGCUUCACUAGUAAUUCGCUGUGCUGUUUUGUCUUCUGUCUGUAUUUUUUUUUUCAAAGAAAGAAAUCUUGGUGCUAAGGUGAGACAUUAAAAUACAGCACAUAGUCAAAUAGUUAAUAUGUCACAUGUAGAGGUUUUAUUUAGUAAUUUGGCAUAGAUCAGCAUACAGUCAUUACUUUUGUUGAUGUGCAUGGCAUUUGGGAUUGAUUUAUUGGCGGUAUGGCAUUGUUUGUUGCCUCAACAGCCUUAUUUGAUUGAGUAGAUCUCAAAAAAGGAGUUUAAGUGAACUGAAAAUGUGUCAUUUUUUAUGUGUGGUUAUUGAAGAUAUUGUUUCAUGUGUUAAACUAUCUGCCAGUCAGGUAGAUAUCUGUGUCAACUAAGAAUGAGUGUAUAUGUGAAGUAAAUUUGUUUGUUAUGUAUGUUUUAGACCUUUUCGUUUUUUCACAGAACACUCCACAUUCAGCCGCAGUAAGGGUCAGAUGUGUGCAUCUGGGUUUGUGUGCGUGUGCAUGUGUCAUUAUCCAUAUCCUCAGGAGGAUCAAUGCAGAACUGCCUCAAGGUUUUACACAGGUUUGGUAGCUUUAGAGACACCUCGCUAAGCUAUAAAACUCUGAAGGCUCUGUGGUUCUAUGGGAUGUUUUCUCUCCAAAGAGAGAUUCAUCUGCAGCACAUAGUUGGAUUCGUGUUUGGCCAUGUGUGAAUGCAGUGGAAGCCUCCUGCAGGUGCUGUGAUCAAUAGUGUAGCUCUAAUAAAAUAAAGCAUGCUCGCCCGCCUUUAGUUGACCACACCACACAAUGGCACGAUCACUUUGGGACAAACCCUUUUCUUGGUUUUUUUUUUUUGUUUUUUUGUAAGCUUAAAAUAUUUGUAUUAAUAUCCUAAAAUGAGCACCAUCCUUUCACAUAGAGUUGAACCAUUUUAAUUUAUUUUGUGUUUUUCUUUUCUUCCCUGCUUUUUUAUUGCUUUCUAGGCUCGAUUCUACCGUUUUAGAACAAUCACAGAAGCUUGCUACUUUCUUUUCUUUGGUUAUUGUGUAUUGCCUCCCACACCCUGUUGUUUUUCUCCUGAUGUUCGAUUUCAAUAGGGCCCACCUGGAAACUUCUUCAAAAAUGACCCCAACAAGGUUCCAUUAAAGGUUAACGUGAUAUUUGACUGGAGCUUCCUGGUCAAAUGGAUGAAAAGUGGUCUUAUUAUUCACUAAUUGAAAAAAGUCUUAGGCUCCAAAUGUAUGAGUGCACAGAAUGAUGUCAUCAUGAACAAGUGGGAUGAAGAAAGCUAACGCUGUGGUCCAGGUUAGGACAUUAAAGCAGAUAAUGAUGGUGUGGGUGCCUUCUGUAUAUCUGCUCUUAAACUGGAUUUUCACACAUACACUGUACACUGUCACCAAAUGCGGUUAGUGAGAAACUGAUGGCUGCUUUUGGUUUAUUUUACUCCAUUACAAAUAAAGAAAGGUGCACUUUUGGUUUUGGAUUUUAUCUUGCUGUUUUUCUUUUUGUUUUUUCUUUUUUCAUUGAUCAUUUUACUCCUUCACUUCUGAGCGGCAGACAAAAGCAAAUUCUUACUGUAUCAGAUAAAUGAAUGAAAGUGUACCAGCUGAAAAAUGUCUAUGUCAAGAUGACUUGACUGUUUCAUUUCCAAUGUUUAAAGAUGCUCUUCUUGCCCUUGGUGUUUCUUAAUUAAAAACAAAAUUCAUGUGCUAUU